Messenger RNA from Orussus abietinus, 1075 nucleotides. RefSeq names its product MORN repeat-containing protein 3-like. Lineage: Eukaryota; Metazoa; Arthropoda; Insecta; Hymenoptera; Orussidae. The record is from RefSeq and is a predicted model, not a curated record. The transcript is spliced from 3 exons. The coding region runs from base 131 to 790 and encodes 219 amino acids.
AUCCAAUGCGGUCUCCGAUUGCAAAGAUAAUUUCCUUUAAAAAUAGCUUUAAAUCCACUAAAACUAAAUGGAUAUACGUGGAAAAUGAGAAGUUUUCAAUACGUCCUUUGGAUAAAUACUCUCACAGGAAAUGCCUUUUUUGAAAGCAUUAAAAACCAGUAUUACCAAGACCCGGAUAGAAAAUUGCAAGAGAAACGGCUCGCGGCAUGCGACGUUUAGUCCUUCAACGCCUUUGAAAGACUGUUAUUGGGGCGAUUUUAAAAACGACAAGAAAGAAGGCAAGGGCACUCAAUUGACCAGGAAUAAUUGGCUGUACGAAGGCGACUGGUCGAACGGGCGAAGAAACGGCUUUGGGGUUCUCAGCAAAGUGUCGAAAAUCGGUGAGAUCUGGAAAUUUUAUUCGGGUGAUUGGGUUGUCGGUAAAAAGCAAGGCUUCGGUCGUUACUGGUACCCGGACGGAAGCUUUUACGAGGGAAAUUUCCUGCAAAAUAAGCGCCACGGCUUCGGUCGCCAGUGGAACCGUGACGGAGGAUUUUACCAAGGAACGUGGAAGGACGAUCUUAAUCACGGAAAUGGAAUCUUUAUCCAAGCUAAUGGGAAUCGCUACGAAGGUGAGUUUCUAGGUGGAAAAAAGGACGGUCGAGGGAUAUUCUACCACUUGGACAGUGGACAGAUGCAAGAGGGAUGCUGGAAGAACGACAUUUGUGUAAUCAGCACCGUGGAAGAUAUCCCAUGGAGACAAUCUGCUAAUUAUCCUACACCUUACCCAAUUCCGGAGGUUUGUCUGUAGCGAGAACAUAGUUAACAAUUUUUAGUCCUAACGAAGUUUACAACUUUUCCCUUGAAUUUCAUUCAUAGAAAUCGUUCUUUACCAAGUCGAGUCUUCGUUUUCAGAAUCGACUUGUCGACCCUGAUGAGAUCAUUAAGAAAAGGGAGCAAGAGGUAUUAACUCCUGGAAAUCGGUCUCAAGAGUUGAAUCGCUCUCCUCAAAUGGGCGAUUAUAGGCAUCUUUACGUGGUCUGCUGACUGUAAUUAGUUUACAGGUGUCUUUUCUAGUACUCUCCACGUUGCGACA